Messenger RNA from Xenopus laevis (African clawed frog), 1977 nucleotides. It is a transcript of the gene wdr31.L, whose product is annotated as WD repeat domain 31 L homeolog. Lineage: Eukaryota; Metazoa; Chordata; Amphibia; Anura; Pipidae. The transcript has 10 exons. The record is from RefSeq and is a predicted model, not a curated record. Bases 466 to 1497 code for a protein of 343 amino acids.
GGAGGGGCCUGCUGUAGCUGUACUACAACUCCCAGUGUCCUGCGUGUGAGAGAGAGGAGGAACAGUCCGUGUUAAUAGUGUUAUUGUAGCGGGAGUUGCAGUGCGUACAGUGGGCUGUAGGAAUUGAUCGGUCGAUAGUGAAUUGUGGUGCAGCACAGCAGCUGAGGGCCAUGGAGUGCUGUGUGUCUUUAUAUGGGGGGUUGCUGCUGGGAGUUGUAGGGGGAGUCACAUGAUGUGUUGCAGUUCCAGCAGGCAGUGUCGCGGGCAACUGUGAGGAUGAGAGGGUCACAUUUGUGCCUGUGGGUCAUGCUGUGUCUCUACUUCCUGCCCACAAACACACAGCACUACUGCCUCGCUUUACUGCAGGGGGUAUUAGAGCAUUAUGGUCGCUAUGGGUUUACGGGGUCCCUGAUGUCUGCUCCUCAGACUCUCACUAAAACGGCGCCCCCUGUGUAGUCGCCGGCGAUGGGGAAGUUGCAGAGCAAAGUUAAAAGGAACGGCUCAAAAUACAGGGCCGAGAGCCGCAGGGAGGAGUGCGCUCCAGUUCAGCUACCCCGCCAGCACAGCCGGGCACACAAUGACGCCGUUACCUACAUCGCGGCUCUCAAAUCCGACCUGUGCGUCUCCGGGGGGAAGGACAAGGCUGUGGUCGUGUCCAAUUGGAGAACAGGAAGUGCCCUGAAGAGAUUGGUGGGGCACGAGCGAGAGGUGACUAAGGUCUCCUGUGUGUUUGGGUCGAACCGACUCUUCAGCGCCUCCAGGGACAAGACGGUUCUGAUGUGGGACCUGCAUGGAAAGCUUGGCCCGGCCCAGAGGUUUAUGGGACACCACUUAAUUGUCACCGGUUUGGCUGUGAGUGCAGACUGCAGACUGUUACUGACAGGCUCCCGGGAUAACACCCUGUGUAAGUGGGACGUGGAGUCGGGUCAGUGUGUGCAGAACACUGGGAUCUGCCGGAAUCUGGUAACUCACCUGUGCUGGGUGCCGGGGGAGUCCUACGUGCUGCAGACGUCCGAAGACAAGAUGAUCCGUGUGUGGGACUCCCGGGACCUGCAGGUGGCGCACACGUUCCCCAUGAAGCAGUAUAUCCAGAUGCACUGUGAUGUCAGCCAAGAUGGCAACUACUGUCUCACCUGCAGCAACGGCUUCGGGGGUCAGGGCUGUGAAGCUACGCUGUGGGACCUGAGACAGACCAAGGACAAGGUUUGUGAAUACCGGGGGCAUCUGCAGAGCACAGCGUCCUGUAUCUUCCUACCCGUGGGCAUGUGUGACACCCCAGCAGUAGCCACGUCGUCCCAUGACUGCACAGUGAAGAUCUGGGAUCAGAACACUGGAGCAUGCCUCAGCAAUCUCUUCCUGGAUGGGGCGGGGCCUCUGUCUUCGUUAGCGGUGUGUGACAGCAGUUCUGUUCUGUGCGCCACUUUCAACUCGGGGAUCUACUCGCUGCAGAUGGACCGCUCAAAGGGGGCGGCGCUGAGGCAGGUGCUGAACUUCUAACCUGUAGCCAAUCACAAGCCACUAAGUCGUGAUUUAUCUACGUGCUGCAUCUGGCACAGUGGGAGGAGCCAGGCAAAUACACCCACAGACCAACAGAGAAAUCUACAGGCUUCUCUCUCAUCAUCGUGACCUGCUCCAGUAGGAACUGCCAUACUGUGAAACAAUGGGACUGUUAGAGCUUUAUAACUUAGAUCUGUCUGUUCCUGCUGGACUAAUAGCACUGGAUAUUUUAUCUGACCUGUAAUUUAGUCUCAGCCCUUUAUUUUAUUAUUUAUUACAUUCACUAUGGUGUACCUACAUGUACCUACCCUCAUCAUGGGGCACUUAAUCCUUUCCCUGGUGCUCCAUUACUUGUUACUAGUGAAUCCCCCUCUCACCGGGUCAGGGACAGUCAUUGACAAAUCACUGUUUAUAGUCUUUUUUUCUAGGUUUUUACUGUAUCUUGGGCUAUUUUAUUAAAUAAAGUAACAGUGGCUCCCA